AGGCCCCAUCCAGCCUGUGCAGAAAGCACAACCCCAGAGAAAUGCCCUCCUGGUGCCUAACCCCCACAGCAGGAAUUUUCCCUUCUUCCUCCCAUCUCCCUUCUUUGGGUCUGCACUGCAGAAGGAAACCUCUUGGCUGCAAGGUGACCUUAGGAGUGAGGUCAUCAUCAUCAUCAUCAUCAUCAUCACCACCUCCUGUGCUCACAGAGGUGCCAGUGGAGAGCAGCCCAGAGCCAGGACCCUCCUGACCACCCUCUAACUGCAUCUGGUCCAAGCAGAGGAAGCUGUUCCCUGCCAGCCUCCUCUCCUCACAUCCUCACCCCGAGCUGUUUGUCGCUCGUUGUCAGACAAUUCAUCAGCGUUAAUUGACUCCUUACAAACCAUAAUUGGGGCUGCCUGACGGAGCCAGGCUCUGCCCCGUGGGCGUUUGCCAACCUGCCCUGGGUUUUUUAUGAGAAAUGACAAAGAUGUCAGCCUGGCUCCAUCCAUAAAGUGAUCACCUGAGACGGUUUGAUGAGGGCUCCAACAGGGAAGGAGUGUGAGGGCUGGCAGCCCCGGGAGGCAGCAGCGUUUGUCACUGCUCGCUGUUGUGCUGAAGUAGAGGUGAGCAGGCUGAGUGUGGGAAUCCUGUCCAGCGAUGAGAAGCUGACCAUGCAGAGCCUCAACGAGCGCCUGGCAUCCUACAUGGACACGGUCAGGAACCUGGAGAGAGAGAAUGCUCAGCUGGAGCAGCUGAUCAGGGAGUGGUACCAGAAGCAGGCUCCUGCUGGUCCAAAGGACUACAGCCACUACUAUGAGAAAAUUGCAGACCUUCAGCAGCAGAUCGUGAACGCAGCUGUGGAAACCAACAAGGUGCUUCUGGACCUGGACAACACGAGGAUGACUGCAGAAGACUUCAGGAUAAAGUUCGAGACAGAGUAUGGCCUGCGGCAGAAUGUGGAGGGGGACAUCAACAGCCUGAGACCCUUGCUGGACAACCUGACCCUGAGCAAGUCUGACCUGGAAAUGCAGUUUGAGUCCCUCAGGGUGGAGAUAAUUGACCUCAAGAAGAACCACGAGGAGGAAAUGAAAUCACUGCAAGGCCACUCUGGUGGGGAUGUGAGUGUGGAGGUGAAUGCUGCUCCAGGAGAGGACCUCCUGAAGAAACUGAACGACAUGAGGCAAGAAUAUGAGACCAUCAUCCAGAGGAACCGCGAAGAGGUGGAGAAGUGGUAUGAGAUCAAGAUGAAGGAGGUGGGUGAACAGGUUCACCUCAGCGGCCAGGAGGUGGAAUCCAGCAUCCAGCAGAUCUCUGAGCUGAGACGUCAGUACCAGAGCCUGGAGAUCGAGCUGCAGUCACACAUCAGCAGGAGGGACGCUCUGCAGUCCAACAUGGAUGACACCGAGCGCCGCUACAGCCUGCAGCUGCAGCAGAUCCAGGCUGUGAUCAGCAACCUGGAGGAGGAGCUGGCCAGCAUCCGCUGCGAGAUGGAGAGCCAGAACCAGGAGUACAAACUGCUGCUGGGCAUCAAGACCCGCCUGGAGCAGGAGAUCGCCCAGUACCGGGCACUGCUGCACGAGGGCCAGCAUGGCAUCACAACCUCUCAGGGAGGAGGUGGCAGUGGAUCUUCAGGAGGAGGAGGAGGUCAUGGAGGAAGCAGCUGGUCCUCUGGAGGAGGAAGCAGUGGAAGAGGAAGUGGUUGGUCCUCAAGUGGAGGAAGCAGUGGAGGAAAAAUGGGAGGAUCUUGUGGAAGAACUUCCUCUUCUGGAGGUGGAGGAGGAACCUGCGGGAAAACUUCAGGGGGAGGAGGUGGCAGUGGAGGAGGAGGAGGCAGUGGAGGAGGAGGCAAAUCCUGCCUCUCCCGCUCUUCUUCUUCCCAGUCUGGCAGCUCCUAUGAGAGGCAAGGAAGUGCUGAAAGCACAAAGCUGUGCCUGGAAGGGAACAAAACACUGGAGAGAGGAGCAACGAUGGAUGAGGUGUCUGAAGCCAUCAAAACGAUGAGACAGGGGAGCUUUAGGAAGUUUGAGGAGUGAUUGGCCAGAGCAGCACCUCCCACUGCAGGACCCCACCAGUGGCCCAAGCCAGCCAGACCAAGCACACUGACCACAGCUCCACCAAGAGCAAACACUUGUGCGAAUUCCUCAGCACUGCUCACCCCAGGGGCUCAGCAGAGCCCUCUGGAUGGCUCUGCCUGCUGCUUCCAGCUGAGCUUCUGCUCCUAACCACUGCUCCUGAGCUCUCUCUGCCCUGAUUGGUCUCCUUCUGGGGCAAAAAAGGUGGGGACAAACCCACCCCCCAAAAUAGAAAUGCUAAUAAAGCUUCGCUUCCUCCUGCACCCAGAGAGCUGUGUCUGGAGAGAUUGCCUGCAG
Pogoniulus pusillus (Red-fronted tinkerbird) is the source of this 2349-nucleotide messenger RNA. Its product is annotated as keratin, type I cytoskeletal 19-like. Gene Ontology annotation, cellular component: keratin filament; cytoskeleton. Bases 514 to 2013 code for a protein of 499 amino acids. Gene Ontology annotation, biological process: intermediate filament organization; epithelial cell differentiation. The record is from RefSeq and is a predicted model, not a curated record. Lineage: Eukaryota; Metazoa; Chordata; Aves; Piciformes; Lybiidae. The transcript has 10 exons. Gene Ontology annotation, molecular function: structural molecule activity.